UCUGUGUUGACAAGCCUACAUGACAACAUGGGUCAUAUGGGAAUAGAGCGCACACUCGAUCUGGUCAGAGCCAGGUUCUACUGGCCGAGAAUGUCCUCAGAUGUGGAGAAAAAGAUAAAGACCUGCCACAGGUGUGUACGUAGGAAAACGUUACCUGAGAAGGCUGCACCUUUGGUGAAUAUCAUGACGACAAGACCCCUUGAGCUAGUCUGUAUGGAUUUCCUAUCCAUUGAACCGGACAGCAGUAAUGUGAAAGAUGUUCUUGUCAUCACAGAUCAUUUUACUAAAUAUGCAGUCGCUAUCCCAACAUCGAACCAAAAAGCUCGGACUGUCGCAAAGUGUCUGUGGGACCAUUUCAUAGUACACUAUGGCAUUCCUGAAAAAUUACACAGCGAUCAAGGGCCGGAUUUUGAAUCUCAGCUGAUCAAAGGGCUGUGUGAAGUAGCAGGCAUACAGAAGAUUCGGACUACCCCGUACCACCCCAGGGGCAACCCGGUGGAGCGUUUUAACCGAACACUCUUAAGUAUGCUUGGAACUCUGGAGAACAAAGACAAGUCACAUUGGAAGGAUUUUGUAAAGCCUUUAGUUCAUGCGUACAACUGUACCAAGAACGAGGUAACUGGAUUCACACCGUAUGAGCUGAUGUUUGGGCGUCAGCCACGGUUGCCUGUCGAUUUGGCUUUCGGGUUACCUGUGAGAGAACAACAAAACAAGUCACACUCUCAAUAUGUUAAGGACCUCAAAUCCCAUCUUGAGGAGAGCUAUAAAAUAGCUACACGGAGUGCUGCAAAGGUAGCCAAAAGGAACAAAACCAGAUUUGACAAACAUGUGACCACAUCUACCUUGGAAAUCGGAGACCGAGUGCUGGUCAGGAACAUACGCAUUCGAGGAAAACACAAACUCGCCGAUAAAUGGGAGCAGACAGUCUAUGUGGUGGUGAAACGAGCUGGAGACCUCCCCGUCUACACCGUUAAACCAGAGGGCGGGGAUGGCCCCAUACGCACCCUACACAGAGACCUCUUACUCCCUUGUGGGUUCCUCUCUGCAGCCAAGGAGGUGAAACCUGAAAAACCAAAACCAAAGAAAAGGCCCAGAACGCGACAGAUUACUCACAAAGACAAUGAAAGAGCAGAUCACUCCUCAGAUGAGGAUGACAUUGUUCCAGUCCACUGGUUUGCAGAUAGAUCAGUGCCAAAUGACUCGACGUACAUUGUCAAGCGAGAUGUUCUGCUGACUCAUAAAUCAAGUCUUGGUCAAGAUGAUGUGACUGCAGAUCAUGACAAGUUGGCUGAUAGUACUCCAGCUUGUGCAGACACCAUAUCUGAUGUUGUUCCAGCCAGUCAUGCUGAUGAUAACCAACCUUAUGACAAUCAGAUUGCAAGUUAUGGAGAAGCCUCAUAUGAGGGAGACUUACCUGGAAAUGACGAAUCUGAAAAGGAAAGAGACUUACCUGGAAAUGACGAAUCUGAAAAGGAAAGAGACUUACCUUCUACGGAUCGCCCUGACAUGAGGGAUGAACAAAUCCUACUUCUCUCUGACAUGUUAGGGAGUGAUGAGGAAGGAGAGGACUUGAUAUUUGACAGAGAAACAGUUAACAAGGACAGAGAUGAACAAACAAGCAAAGAAAUUCCUGUCCGAAGAUCAGAAAGAAGUCGUCAGCCACCAAAAAGGCUAGACUACCCUGAAUUGGGAAAUCCCCUUGUCACUGUGGUCAAAUCAUUAUUUCAGGGUUUAACCACAGCUUUCAUUGAAUCUUUAAAUGCUAAAGCUGAAUUAUUGUUCUUAGAUGAUGCAGCUCACAGUAGACAUGCAAAGGGACUUGCAUGAAUUCAAGAGGGGAGGGUGUAACCCAGUUCCUAAAAUCAUCUCAAACAAAAGAGAAGAAAAAGUAAAACAUUUUAUGUUCAUUGUUCCUGUUCUUACUGUCCUUGUUUAAUAAAAGUGAAACGAGAUCAAUACAUUUAUUUAAACAUAAAAGGGACACAGAUUUAUAUAUGAUAUGCUCUGGUCAAACAAGGGUUAAGUUUUCUCAGAAGGUUGAUGAGCUGUGAUGAGAGCCUAUUGUUUUACUCCACUCCUCGCAUGUCAGCCAAUCGGUGAAGCUCUAGGCAGCUCUUGUCCCUCCUUAGUGCCAGCUCCCAAGUUUGCAGUCUCUUGCUUCUACAGCUGAACAGAGCAGACGGACUAAAACUUUGCUAUCGGUAAGCUGGAGAAAUUAACAUCUAGCAAGUUAAAAAAUACCAUCUAAACUGAUAUUUUUCACAAAAUAUGGUUUUGCACUUGUUGUCGUAGAGGGCAGAGCGAAACCGGAAGGUUUACUGAGCUGUGGCUUCACGUAAACGCUGAGCAUACGCUCGACGGCGGUCAGGUUUUUUAUAUGGGACGAAUCCAAGGAACAGGUCAGCGAUUCCAGAACCCAGAGCGUUCCAGUGUUCACUGGAUGGCGAGCCAACCCAAGAUCCUAGGAGACGAUAUAUAUACACACGCACACUCAUUUGCACAUUGAUGGACUACAAUCUUCUACUGUACAAGUAGUACGGUAGGAUAGACAAUCACACACACUCUUACCAUUGGACGGACUCUAUUGCAAUACACCCGUUUGUCAUGGGCCCCACCGGUACCAUUUGGACUUAAAAAAGACUAAUAGUUUUACUUGUGCACAAUUUUAUUUUAUUCUAUUGUUUUGCUACUUUGGGGGAAAUUUUUAUACUGGAAGUUCUGUUAAAACCUGUUGUAACACUGUGUUGUUUACAAAUUCCUUUUAAAGGGCUUAAAAUCACUAAAGCACUUUUAAGCCACACAACUGUGUUUGUCUGGUUUCUCUGCCAUUCAUAUACCAGAGCUCUAAGAGUCGUUCUUUAUCUUCUGAUACUAGCCCAAAUUACUCAUUACCUUGGUAGUUAUCCAUUGGUACUGUAUAUAA
Molecule: messenger RNA, 2923 nt
Organism: Oreochromis aureus
Lineage: Eukaryota; Metazoa; Chordata; Actinopteri; Cichliformes; Cichlidae
Exons: 2
Coding region: 28-1827 (599 amino acids)
Biological process (GO): DNA integration
Molecular function (GO): nucleic acid binding
Source: RefSeq, a predicted model, not a curated record